AGCAGCAGAGCCAGAAGCACAGAGCGAGCCCCAGGGGCCACAGCCGAGCCCGGGAGGGGAGCCAGUCCCGGGCAGACAUAGAGGUGUGGGAGCGCCAAGAGAUUCACCGCACCCAAACACCUGGGAGCUGCAAAAUCCCGCCCGAGGAUGUGGGGGCACAACCUCAGCCCUGCACCCAGCAGAAGCCAAGCGCCUGCUCUUUGCCCCACCCAAGUACAGGGCCCAAGAACCACCUCCUCCCUCCUCCCAAAAGUCGAGGCACAUUGCAGACUGAAAAAGGAAGCUGCUAAACUCCUAAAGCUGUUUUCAUCAGCUUUUGCUUCACCCAUCAGGCCAGGCUCAGCCACGUCCCCACUUCUGCACAGCCUCACGUGUUGCCGGGACCCCCCACAGCCAAAGCCCAAGCAAAAACCACAUGAGGAGCAGAGAAGCCUCCAGAACUAAUUUCAACAACUUUUCAAGCUUGGGAGAUCAUCAAGUGUCCGGCAGCAACGCUGACCAGUAAUCGCUUCUGCGGACGGUGACUAAAACCAAAGAGAAGACAACAAAUACGCAAAUAACAGCUGCCCCAUUGGUAAUCUUUGCUGCAGAGAUGCUUUUGGAGAGCUUAGUGGGAAAAUGCAAUGACUGACACGUUGCUUAGGCUGAAUCCCCCUUUGGCUUCUUUAGAAAUAUCCCUGGUACCAGCAACCAGCUCCAGAGGCUAAGACACCAGGCAGGAGGAAGGGAGAGCAGUGAAGGUGCCACGCUGCCGGAGCAGCCCUUUGCACUCCAGCCAGCCCAAGGCCAUUUCACCCUGCAUCGUGUCCCUCGGUGCCGAGAGGUGGUCCAGCACGGCCCCCCACUGCAGUACACACCAGCUCCCACACCUGGGAUGAGAUGGCUGCCCUCAUCGCUGAAAACUUCCGCUUCCUUUCAUUGUUCUUCAAGAGCAAAGAUGUGAUGAUCUUCAAUGGUUUGGUAGCUCUAGGCACAGUGGGCAGUGAGGAGCUCUUCUCAGUCUUCGCCUUCAACUGCCCCUGCUCCCCUGCCCGCAACUACAUCUACGGGCUAGCUGCUAUUGGUGUCCCAGCCCUGGCCCUCUUCCUUAUUGGUGUCAUCUUGAACAACCACACCUGGAACCUGGUGGCUGAGUGCCACAAGCGCGGCACCAAGAACUUCUCUGCUGCUGCCACAUUCCUCCUUUUUGGCUCCAUCAUGGGCCGGGCAGCUGUGGCACCCGUGACCUGGUCAGUCAUCUCGCUGCUGCGUGGGGAGGCUUACAUCUGCGCGCUCAGCGAGUUUGUCAGGCCGUCCUCCCUGGACAAGUUUCCAGCUGACCAUGGGGCUGAAGUGCUGGCCAGGUUCCCCUGUAAAGACGUACCUGCAAACCUCACCAAGUACAGGGACGACGUAGCGCGGAGGCUGAGAUACGAGUCCCAGCUCUUCGGCUGGCUGCUCAUUGGCAUCGUUGCAGUCCUGGUUUUCCUCACCAAGUGCCUGAAGCACUGCUGCUCACCGUUGAGCUACCGGCAGGAGGCUUACUGGGCCCAGUAUCGCUCCAAUGAGGACAAGCUCUUCCGACGCACAGCCGAGGUCCACUCCAGGAUCCUGGCAGCCAAGAACGUGAAGCAAUUCUUUGGAUUUGUGGCUCUGGACAAGGAGGAGAAGGAACUGGUGCAGGAGUUCCCAGUGGAGGACGUCCAGCCAAGCCCCCAGUGGAACGCCAUCACUGGUGUCUACAUCUACCGGGAGAACAAGGGUUUCCCCCUCUACAGCCGGCUCCACAAAUGGGCAAAAGGGGUAGAAGGGAAUGGGCCAACCCCAGAAGGCCACGAAAUGCUCUUUUUGGCUUCCUAAGACAGAUGGGCGCUGGCAGCAAUUCCCCAGACUGCCUGGCAGGCCUACAGUUAAUGGUGUGUGGCUGAGGGAUUUGCUGAGAAUGUUGCUCCAGGAUUAAUUCUCUCAGCAGGUAAAUACAAUCAACAGCCUUAAUGUAGAGACUGAUAAGCAAUACACUGACCUGGGGAACCCCUCCCUCAGAGACAACUAACUUCUCAGGGCUCCCAGAGACACAAGGGGAGCAAAGAGUAGAUGCACACCUUCCCUCUGGGCUGCCAGUGCACUCUGCUGUCUAAUGCACCACCAGAAGCCUUGGGGGAGCAAGAGGUGGGCAUGACACUUCUAACUGUGACUCCUGCAGCCCCACUUGUCUCUCCCAUGGCAGGGUCAGCCCCAGCCACCCCACACACCUACCUGGUUUACUGACAUUGGUAUCUUCUCACACAGUUGUGCAGUGCCUGUUAGGCAGGCAGGUCCCAGAGCCCUUUACAACUUUACAGCACAAGGAAAAGAGGGAAGCAGUGAGUAAAUUCCUGUGGCAAGUGGGAUGCAAUAGCACCUGGGAAGGAACAGGUCAGUAAUACAGCAGUACAGCAAAUAACUGAGAGACUAAGGCAGGAGGAAUCGCCAAUAUCCCUGGUAUUCCAAAAGACACUCUGUAAUUACCAAGUUGGAAUUUGGGUAGUACACCAAACGCCCUUUGUUCUUACCAAAGUGCCUGGCAAACUCUAAUGAGUCCAGAUGGUCGCAACCGUGAGUUUAUAAACCCAGAACUUGGCACCAUCAGCAUAAUAGCUUUUGUGUGAGGUGGCUCAGUGGACGCUGAGAGGACGCAGUACCUCAGUGAGCCACACCACUGUAUUGCAGCUCAUUCCAUUUCUCACCCAACGAUUGGAUAAGUUGCAGCAAGACCUCAACCAGAAUUAGUUUACAUGUAUAUAUUUAUGCAAGUAUAUAUAGUGUAUAUACUAUGUAAUUAUAGUUAGCUGUAUUCAUGGAACAUCUUUAUUUGAGGGAAAGGGGACAAGAAAGUUUCCAGCCAAAAGACCACAUGACAAUCACCCAGCUGCUGCACUGGAGACUGCAGCCCUAGAGUGAUGAGAGACAGUAGGAACGGGGUCAGGGGAAGAGCCCUCUCCCUACCCUUAACACCCAAUUUUGUUAAACUCUUUCCACUGCCCCUUAAAUGGUCCCUGCAGCAGAACGUUUAUUUUAUGGACAUACUCUGAGAAAGCAAAGUGACAAAGGUGUAAAAUUACUGUCCUCACCAUGACACAGUGCUGACUACAGCUCCAAGGCUGCUCUUCUGGCACCGCAUGGUCCCUUUUCUCCUGAGGGUCAGCCCCAGGUACCCAAAACUGUUUCAAGAGUUGGCAGGUCAAUAAAGUUUAUUUUUCCUACCUGUACUGUUUCCUUUUACAACUUCUUCUUACACUGUGCCAUUCACCAAAAAGCCUUAAGUUGUUCAAGAAAUUACUCAAACACACAGAACUCAGAGAGGCUUACGCACAAAGACAUUGGAAAUAAAUUAUUAAAAUGAGAGUUAUUUCUCAUUGCCUUCUUAGUUUUUUUUCAGUGGGGCACAAAAGGCAUAGUUAAACAUUCCCUUUCAACUCAAGGACUGGGAACUUAUUUUUUAUUUCUACUAAACAUUCAGAUCCUGACCCAUCCAGAUGACCUCAUAAUGAGAAGUUUUAAAGUAUUAUCACAUAUUACAAGUUAGUAACACUGCUUUUUAGUUCUUCUUGCAGUACUAACUCAAAUCUUGUACAUCGGUAUAUACAACUACAGCAAAGGACAGAAAACUUACUUAUAAACCUUUUAACAAAUAUAUCCUCUUCUAAGAAAGAACCAGAGGGCAUUCCCUCAUAUAAAGAGGCUGGAACACUGCUUAAUAGGAGUGGCAUCCCAGGAUCCCUGUUCAGCUCCUCUACAGAUUUGGUUUGCAUUUGUGGGAAGGCUUGGCUUGCAGCCUCACCAUCAACUAAUCUGCAGGAGCAAUCAGAUGCAGGUUAAAUGAAAUUAUAAUAACUUGAGAUGAAAGAGAGUUCAUUUGCAUUUCUUCUCACUGGCCCUCGAGUGUGAACAUCCAGACAUGCACGCCACCCCCACAUGCAGGUCAGCAGAUGCAAGGUAACUUGCAGAAACAAAGCAGCAUUCCUCUUAAUUCCUUUACUUCCCUUGCCUUCUUCCUUGAUAGUCCUAAUUGUUCCUUUGAACCACCUCCACUCCAUCUCCUUCUCCUCCCUCUCCCCUCCUUUGAAGGAAAGGGGCAAGACGCGUAAUGCUUGAGAAUGGAUUUGCUUAUACUAAUAAACAAUGAGCACAAACCAGCUUUUCCUCUGUUUACCCGCCUUCUCUUCUCCAUUAACUCCAGCCACUUCCCAGGUGCUGGGGUGGGCUAGGAGCUUGUCCAGCUUGUCCAUUUUCCCCUCCCUCUUGUUGGAGAGGCAGCUGACAGUGGCAGCUUGAAUGGACAGCUGACAGUGAGGAGUGGAGCAAGCCACUACACUCAGAAAUACUUGUUUGCAAUUGCAGGGAUUUCUUUUUCCUUCUCUCCUCUGCCACCUCAAGCACUGCUCCGACAGUGACAGCCCCACGCUCCUGGCCCUCAUAGCCCACCAGCACCCUCACGAAUAUCCCUGCUGUCCCCACCACACGUCCUCCCUCAGUGAGAAUGCUGAGGUGACGGAUGUUAACCCAUGUGGCUUUACACACCAACACAAGCAACCAGGCUAGGCUUCUCACCAAAACGCCAAGAGGGAAAUGGAGCUGCCUGUCUUCCUGGCAUGCUGAAUCACACAAGCUGCAAGCUCACACUCUUUCUGCUUUUCCUCCAAACUUGGAAAACAACCCGGUUAUGGAGCAGCCUACCAGUUAGCAGUUAGGGCACACUUCCCAGCCACAAGAUGGGUUCAAACCAGGCUCCUCCAGUACAGAGAAUUACACACAGGUCUUUCAUUUUCCCUGUUGACUAUCUGUAGAGACUAUAAUAGCCCCAGUAGUCAAGAAGAAACAAUACCUCAAAGCGAUCUUGGUUUCUAUUGCAAUGCUUAUUUACAUAUUCUAUUAUGUAACUAAUUAAUCCAAAAGAAAAAGCCACCAUCGUUGCAGCUGCGUUCUUUAAAAAAAGCAGCAGCUGCUACUGGAUGUUUCAAGCACCCUCCUCCUCUAGAAGAGCAUUAAGCAAAAUCUGAGUACAGUAUCCUGCUCUCCCUGGGAGCAAGAAGUGAAAUGACUUGUUUCUGGAUCCCAAUGGACUUAGGAAUGAAUUAAACUCUGAAUCAUUCAGCCUUGCCAACACCGGGCUUUCAUAGAGACAGAAGAGCUCCAUCCUGGAGAGCUCCGGAUUUGAGUUCAGAGCACCUACAAUGAGCAAAACUCAUUUGGUAUUUCAAAGCCGGGCACCACUCUCUAGUGUCUACACUGGAUAAUCUCACCUGUUUCACACCCUGUUUUUCUCUUUGCCUUCAAUUCUUCAACUGUAAAACACUUGAUCACACCCACAUCUUACUGGACUUAUAGGGAUAUGGAUCGUAAGGCACCAAUACCAGUGACAGAGCCUAUGUAAGUACCCAAGAUACUUGGCUUUUUCCAAGCGGAAGGUUAGAUAGGGAUGAUUUUUUCCCAGCACAGAAAAAAACACACAGUUUCCUUUGAUAACACUGAUUUCUAUUACGAGACAACAACAACUUCACUAUUUUUUCGGUCAUCAAUCCCUUGAUAUGACAGAUGGUUAUGAUCAGAGGAUCCAUUGCAACUGGGUGCCGUGAGCUUUAAAGGCAUAUGCUCUUCCAGCUGAAGAGGACAAAAGCAUCCUGGGCUGCAUUAGGAAGAGCACUGCCAGCAGGCUGAGGAGGUGACCCUUCCCCUCUGCUCUGCAGUCGUGAGGUAUCUGGGCUCUUCAGUACAGAAGAGAGACAGGCUCACUGGAGCGAGUCCAGCAGAGGGACAGGAAAGUGAUUACGGGACUGGAGUAUCCUUCAUAGAAGGGGAGGCUGAGACAGCUGCAACUGCUCAGCCUGAGAAGAAAGCUCAAGGUAGAUUUUAUCCACAUGUAUAAAUACCUGACACAAUGAUGUAGAAAAAGUGGAACCAGACCCUUCUUACUGAUGCUCAGUGACAGGACAAGAGAAAAUCAGUACAAACCGAAAUACAAGAAAAUUCUGUCUAAAUGCAAGAAAAUGCUUUUUUUUACUGUGAACGUGGUCAAAUACUGGAAUAGAUUGCUCAGAGAGGUUGUAAAUUGUCCAUUGAGAAAUCAAAACCAAACAAGACAUAGUCCUGAGCAACUAGUCCAGCUGACCCCC
This is a messenger RNA of Cuculus canorus (common cuckoo), 6131 nucleotides long. It is a transcript of the gene CALHM2, whose product is annotated as calcium homeostasis modulator family member 2. The transcript has 4 exons. The record is from RefSeq and is a predicted model, not a curated record. Gene Ontology annotation, molecular function: monoatomic cation channel activity. Bases 880 to 1839 code for a protein of 319 amino acids. NCBI's taxonomy places the organism in Eukaryota, Metazoa, Chordata, Aves, Cuculiformes, Cuculidae.